UUGCUUGUUCCCAGGACAGGACAGAGAAUAGGGGACAGAGGGACGACAUAACAUGCCAUCAUCCAAGGGCCGAAUGCUGUCUCUCGUGUUGGUGUGUCCAACCUUGUGCAGCGCGUUCUUAUGUACGAGGAGAUCGUUGUCCUCGCUCGAUGUCGGACGAACAACAAAAAUGUCCGCCGCUGUCACUGGGAGACUGGCCGACAAGGUUUAUCUUGUGACGGGGUCGACUGAUGGCAUCGGGAAGCACACGGCCUCGCGCCUCGCCGAGGAGGGCGCGACGGUGCUGGUCCACGGCAGGCGAGAAGCCGCCGUAAGAGAGGCCGUCGAGCACGUCGGAGGAGGAAAAGGAAAGGUGGAGGGGAUCGUGGCCGACUUGAGCUCGCUGCGAGGGGCGAACCACCUGUGCGAUGAGGUUCUGCGUCGGACGGACAGGCUAGACUGCCUCCUCAACAACGCAGGCGUUUUCGAGGCUGACUUUCGGCACAGCGACGACGGACUGGAGUACACCUUUGCAGUGAACGUGCUCGCACCGUACGUCAUCACCGGCCGUCUGCUGGACUUACUCGCCAAGGCACCCGGUGGCGGUCGCGUAGUGAACGUGGCGAGCCUGUCCGCGUCCUACUCGCUGGACUUCGACAAUCUUCAGUUCGAAAAGGGCGGCUACAGCGACCACGCCUCCUACUCUCUGUCGAAGCUGCUGGACAUCAUGUUCAACGCGGAGCUCGCCCGGAGAGCGCCGAAGGGAGUCACGUGCAACUCACUCGACCCCGGCACAGUAAACACCAAGAUGUUGAGGGCUGGGUGGGGAAUGGGCGGCAUCCCUGUGAAGAGCGCGAACGACCAGUUCUAUCUGGCGACGAGUGACGACGUGAGCGACAGCUCCGGCGAGUACUACGUCAGCCGCAGGGUGACCACCCCGCCCCCACCGGCGGAAGACGAAGAGGCGUGCCGGCGGCUGUGGGGGGUGCUGGAAGAGCUCAGCGGCUUCAACUAUGCAUAAUUAUGGCGUGGUGGCUGUUCAUUUGUGUCGUUUUUGUUGGGUCGACAGGCCAGUCCUACUAGCCUGGAGCAUGGGCGUCUUGCACUACCUAGAGCCCAAUGUGGCUUCGAAGGCUUGUACGGCCGUAUAAUGAUUUGUAAAGACAGUAUGUUCCACAACCGCUGCUGGAGGUAAGAGCAGCCACACGGUCGUCGAGAGCGAGCACUCUGGGUUUGUUGACCCCGUCCCGGACGUUCUUUACGAACCGCUCUCAGCGACGUAGAUGUUUGGGCGUCAAAGGAAGAGGGCCGUGGACGGAAAAUAAGCGGGGGAAAAGCUGUAUGAAGGAUUCGAGUCAGCAAGAAGGGCUUUGUUGCUCGGCAGUUUGUGUGGUUGUAGAAUAUGUACAUACAUAGAAAUGGCGUGUGCAUGCACGCCCUGUGCCCCCCCCCCUACUUUUCCCGAACCUAAAGUAGACUAGAUGCUGGGAGUUCUCUACGUGAUUGUUCGCGAGCCAAAAGACCGCGCGGUCUUGCCAAGACGCCAUGUGGACGGGCGAAAACAACAAGAUGAUAUCCGAAGCUCCC
Ectocarpus sp. CCAP 1310/34 is the source of this 1566-nucleotide messenger RNA. NCBI's taxonomy places the organism in Eukaryota, Phaeophyceae, Ectocarpales, Ectocarpaceae. The record is from the annotation of a GenBank genome assembly.